AUGCCUGAGACCUUUUGCAAGAGCAGCCUCAUUUGGCUGUCCAUAUCUUGGGUCUUCUCCCGAGAUGACGUGAUCUCUCCCAUGUCCAGGAUCAUUCUUAAGGAGAUCAGUGGUAUCGAAGAAAUAUGCCCGGGUGCACUUCCUCUUGGUGAAACUGUUAAAAAGAUUGAUGCCAAGAGACAGAAGCUCAUUCGCACAUUGAUAGAUGGUCUAGAUGAUCUCCGCAAGAGCCUUUUAUGCGAACCAAUCUGUCUUCGCGACGAUUGUUAUUGUCCCAUCACGAUGCUUGGUAGCUUGAUUGGAAAACAACACAGACUGGGAAUUCUCGACACACCUCCUGUCGCUCCAUACAAUGGUCACAGCAUCUCGAGCUUCAUCGCAGAAAUAGUCAAGCCGAUGUUGACACAGAAUCAAAUGAGGCAUAUGACGACUUCCUCUGGCAUCUGCUCAUGCACCAUUAAAUGGCGACUGGAGGAUCUCUUUGAAAAAAUUGAGACAGACAUUUCAAACUACCGUUUGGAAUGA
Messenger RNA from Fusarium venenatum, 525 nucleotides. Lineage: Eukaryota; Fungi; Ascomycota; Sordariomycetes; Hypocreales; Nectriaceae. The record is from RefSeq and is a predicted model, not a curated record.